GUACCUCGACGAACUCCUGCUCGACGUCAGGGAGCACUUCCUCUCGGUCGGCAACGAGUCCACCCAGCCGAGCGUCGUGCUGGCCUGCGGUGGCCACGCGCUGGGCCACACCGACGCCGCCAGCUGCACCAAGGAGUCGCUGGCCGAUAGGGCGUUCCCGAAGAAGAGGCUCCAACUGUCCGAGCGCUGCUGCUACGACCUGCCCUACUACGGCAAGGUGGAGGGGCACCGGUGGCGAGACCUCGACAACGUGUGCAACAGGCAGCGCUGCUGGGCGGUGAUAGUGGAGCUGGAGAGGCGGGGUUUCGCGUGCGAGCUUGAGGGCGAUGUGGACUCUGGGCUCGUCCUCUCAGUGGGGCUCGGGCUGGACUGGUCGGCGGGCGAGCAGGCGUCACCAGGAGCAUGCCGAGGAGGAGCCAGGACCCACGGCUGCCUGACCUUGGCCGUCUGAGGCCGAGGUAGUGGCAGCCUCUCUGCCCCUUCCCUCCGCCCUCCAAGUUCGCCGUCUACCCUUACAGGGGAGGGCGCCGAAGCACAUGGAAAGGCACAUGCAUAACUUUCGGAGCUCCGCGCGGGUUUCUUGGAUUGGCGCUGGGGGCCCCUAGCGGCGCCUCUGGCGUCGCCCUAGGCGAGCUCCGCGCGCCAGGGGUCGGAGGAGGA
Messenger RNA from Prorocentrum cordatum, 660 nucleotides. The record is from the annotation of a GenBank genome assembly. NCBI's taxonomy places the organism in Eukaryota, Dinophyceae, Prorocentrales, Prorocentraceae.